Messenger RNA from Fonsecaea nubica, 957 nucleotides. RefSeq lists its product as hypothetical. The record is from RefSeq and is a predicted model, not a curated record. Bases 1 to 957 code for a protein of 318 amino acids. Lineage: Eukaryota; Fungi; Ascomycota; Eurotiomycetes; Chaetothyriales; Herpotrichiellaceae. The transcript is spliced from 3 exons.
AUGCAAGCACCACCAAGCUCAACGAUCCAGAUUCCCGAAACAUACACGACCCCGGCAGACAGCCAUGUGCGAGUCACCAACCACCCGGAAUCUGCUCCUGGAGUGACACCCAUCCUCAUCGUGAGCCUGAACCGGCCUGAUAAACUCAACUCCUUCACCGGCGAAAUGAUAACGGGGCUGGAGUCCUUUUUCCGGGUCGUCGAUUGCGACAGCCGGGUCAAGGUCGUGAUCCUGACAGGGGCGGGACGGGCGUUCAGCGCCGGCAUUGAUUUGAACCUCGACGCCGCUCCGCCCAAGGACAUCCCCAUCACGGACAUUCGAGACACGGGUGGGAGGCUGGCGUUGUCCAUGUACAACUGCAGCAAGACGGUGAUCGUGGCAUACAACGGGUUGUCCGUCGGCAUUGGGAUGACGGCCACCCUCGCAGCAGGUAUCAGGAUCGCAAGCCCCAAAUCGCGCUUCGGGUUCCCCUUUUCCCGCAUCGGCCUGACCAUGGAGUCGGCGAGCUCCUUCUUCCUGCCACGCAUGGUCGGCUACGGCCGCGCGACGUACCUCCUGACCACGGGGGCCACGUACCCGGCCGACUCCAAGGCCCUGGACGGCAUCUUCUCCGAGCUGGUCCCGGAGCCCAAGGACGUGCUGCCGCGCGCCGUGCAGCUGGCCGAGGAACUCGUCGAGCGCGUCAGCACCACGGCCAUCCACCUGAACCGCCAGCUCAUCUGGCGCAACGCUGGGUCUGCAGAGGCCGCGCACCUCGUCGACAGUCCCUUGCUGGCCCACCAAUUCUCUUCCAGGGACCACGCCGAAGCCAAACGCGCCUUUUUCGCCUCUGGCAAACCAGACUUCCAGGACCAACUCGACAAGGACGCCCCCGUCACGUAUCCCUGGUGGACGGCGCCGGCCGUCGACCCCAGACCUGCCGUGACACAUGCGGCCACUCCGAAAUCCAGGCUCUAA